GGUGAUGCUCGUGGGGUGGGGCGGCAACAACGGCUCCACUCUGACCGCUGGGGUCAUCGCCAACAGGGAGGGGAUCUCAUGGGCGACCAAGGACAAGGUGCAGCAAGCCAACUACUAUGGCUCCCUCACCCAGGCCUCCACCAUCAGGGUAGGCAGCUACAAUGGGGAGGAGACCUACGCGCCUUUCAAGAGCCUCCUGCCCAUGGUUAACCCUGAUGAGUGAUGACCUUGUGUUCGGGGGCUGGGACAUCAGCAAGAUGAACCUGGCCGAUGCUAUGACCAUGGCCAAGGUGCUGGACAUUGACCUGCAGAAGCAGCUCAGGCCCUACAUGGAGUCCAUGGUGCCACUUCCUGGCAUCUACGAUCCGGACUUCAUCGCUGCUAACCAGGGCUCCCGCGCGAACAAUGUCAUCAAGGGCACCAAGAAAGAGCAGGUGGAGCAGAUCAUCAAGGACAUCAGGGAGUUCAAGGAGAAGAACAAAGUGGACAAGGUAGUUGUGUUGUGGACCGCAAAUACUGAAAGGUACAGCAAUGUCUGUGUUAGUCUCAACGACACAAUGGAGAAUCUCCUGGCAUCUGUGGACAAGAAUGAGGCGGAGAUCUCGCCGUCGACGUUGUAUGCAACUGCCUGUGUCCUGGAGGGUGUACCGUUCAUUAAUGGGAGCCCACAGAACACCUUUGUGCCUGGGCUGAUCGAUCUUGCUAUUAAGAACAACUGCUUGAUUGGUGGUGACGAUUUCAAGAGUGGACAGACCAAGAUGAAGUCUGUCUUGGUUGAUUUCCUUGUUGGUGCUGGAAUAAAGCCCACCUCAAUUGUCAGCUACAACCACCUGGGAAACAAUGAUGGCAUGAACCUUUCUGCACCUCAAACAUUCCGGUCCAAGGAGAUCUCCAAGAGCAAUGUGGUGGAUGACAUGGUCUCAAGCAAUGCUAUCCUCUACGAGCCUGGCGAGCAUCCCAACCACGUUGUCGUGAUCAAGUACGUGCCAUACGUCGGAGACAGCAAGAGGGCCAUGGAUGAGUACACCUCAGAGAUCUUCAUGGGUGGUAAGAACACCAUUGUGCUGCACAACACCUGCGAGGACUCGCUCCUUGCCGCACGCAUCAUUCUUGACCUGGUGCUCCUGGCUGAGCUGAGCACCAGGAUUCAGCUGAAAGCUGAGGCAGAGGAGAAGUUCCACUCCUUCCACCCAGUGGCCACCAUCCUGAGUUACCUCACCAAGGCACCCCUUGUUCCCCCUGGCACACCGGUGGUGAACGCUCUGGCGAAGCAGAGGGCGAUGCUCGAGAACAUCAUGAGGGCCUGCGUCGGGCUGGCCCCCGAGAACAACAUGAUCCUGGAGUACAAGUGAUAGAAGAAGCAAUUGGAUGCAGGAGGCUAAUGGAAGAGAACAAGAAAGGCGAGAUACGCUGUGGGAAUUUGUUGUCUUAUCUUUGUGUUUUCUGCGUUCUUUCAUUGUCGUUUUUAAGCUUUUGUACUUGUGAGAUAAUUAUCAGGGCUCUGCUAUUACGGCAUGAAGCCUUUAAUGGUAUCGGAGUAAUAUCUAUGAUCGAGGGUGCUAGUUCCUCUCUGUAUUCGUAAGGAAUUCCUAGUUUUGCAAA
Messenger RNA from Phragmites australis (common reed), 1602 nucleotides. RefSeq names its product inositol-3-phosphate synthase 1-like. Gene Ontology annotation, molecular function: inositol-3-phosphate synthase activity. Gene Ontology annotation, cellular component: cytoplasm. The transcript is spliced from 9 exons. Gene Ontology annotation, biological process: inositol biosynthetic process; phospholipid biosynthetic process. The record is from RefSeq and is a predicted model, not a curated record. The coding region runs from base 162 to 1352 and encodes 396 amino acids. Lineage: Eukaryota; Viridiplantae; Streptophyta; Magnoliopsida; Poales; Poaceae.